UGGUUUUUAUUUCUUAUUUGUGGCCUUUGCUAUGAAUGGCCUGCAAUUGUUUAUUCAGUCAGAAACAUGUUCUUGGUGUAGACGUGAUUCGUGGUUUAGGCUAAUAUUACUUUGCUGUUUCGACUCAUUUGAUAAGAAACGUAACUUCAAAUUGGUGUGUGACAGAUCUGAAGUGAAUUACAGCGAAGUUGACAGGACUUAGGAUAUGAAAUUUCUAGGUUCAUAUACUUUUAUCAUUUAACAUAUCUGUUUCCAGAUAUGUUCGUUUUCGACAUUCCAUCGUUUUGUGUAACUGAUUAUGUAAUACAGCAUAUCAAGCUGGAAGUUGCAUAUUACCAGGAAUGAUCAUUUUAUUCAAGAAUGAAUCUGCUACUCCAUCCUGAAACAGCAUGGCAAAUAUUUGGCAGCUGAAAAUUAUCUUAAUUAUUCUACUUGUUAUAUGCACAACAAGCAUGGUAUUCUUUGUAGGAAAUUUAUCACAAUUGGAAAAUGUUGAAGAUCAAACAUUUGAGCCACUUGUGUAUCGCCAUCUCUUUGCUAAUGACUCCAAUCAAAUCCUGCUAACACGCAUGGUAUAUUUGGAUCGACAAGAACUUUUGCAGAAAAUGUGCCACAACUACAUGCAGGACUUUAAACAUGAGCCAAAUGCUACGAAGUACAGAGAGAUGUUUGAUCACUUACUGGUUGAUGAGAAACAUAGGUUACUGUACUGUUAUGUACCCAAGGUAGCAUGCACUAACUGGAAACGUGUGUUUAUGAUUCUUAUUGGAUUGGCUAACACUACAGACCCCCUAAAGAUUCCAGCUAGUGCAGCUCAUCAGAAAGCUGUUAUUACAAGGCUUAGCAACUAUUCUUCAACAGAAAUUGAUUAUAUCUUGCAGACAUUUACAAAAUUUCUGUUUGUUCGCCAUCCAUUUGAACGAUUAUUGUCAGCAUAUCAUAACAAAUUAGAACAACAUUAUGAGAGUUCAAAAUAUUUUCAGUCUCGAUUUGGGCGACAUAUCAUCAAACAUUACAGACAGAAUGCUUCAAACGAAUCAUUGACAAGAGGUGAUGAUGUCACAUUUAAGGAAUUUGCUGCAUAUUUGAUAGGAGAAGAAGGUGUUUUAAAUGAACAUUGGAGACCAAUUUAUGACUUAUGCCACCCGUGCUCAAUCAGUUAUGAUAUUAUUGGUAAAUAUGAAACAUUAGUCCAAGAUUCAGAAUUUAUAUUAAAACAGGUGGGAGAAACUGGAAUUUCAUUCCCACGAGGCCCAGGAUCUUCUAGCACUACAUCAAAUCUUCAAAAAUACUUUGGUACUCUCGAGGAUGAUAUUAUUAGCCAGCUGUAUAAUGUAUAUAUUAUGGAUUUCAAAUUAUUUGGAUACAAUUUACAAGAAUUUUUAGGCUAUGAAACAGGUUGAAUUACUCCUUUUCUCAGGUAAUAAUGCUCAUGAAAGGCAUUACUUCACCAGGCCGGCUUACUGGUUCUUAGUCUUUUAUAAUUUAUUACUGUGGUUUUAAAAAUAGAUCAUGACAGUAGCAUUAUGAUAGGCAUCCCCAAAUAAUGGAUAAUGGGCACAAGAUCUGGUAUACUAAAUUACUGAAGUACAAUAUCUUAUCUGGGUACUGUGCAAUUUCUACACGAUAUUUUUUAAGUUUACUUAUAUAAUUUUUACUGUUAAUAUGCGUACUGUAUUUAAACUACUGAUACAUUGAAGGUGAUCACAUAUCAGAAUAAUGAAACGUUAUGAUUUAGAGCCAAACAAACCACAGGGCAGAUCUGACAAUGUUUCAAAUUUUUAACUGCUUAUAAUGGACUAAGAUUGUCAAAAUGAACAUAGUGCAAUAUUUUCUGGUGUGCCCUGUAUUAUGCUUUCUGCUUGCCAUAUACACAUGCUCCAUCUCUCUUGCAGAUUGUGCUGUCAGGUUUUGUUGUGGGCAGAUUAUGCUCCAAGUGUGUCUGCAUUGCUGUGUUCAUAGUUAAGUGUCAAACCCUGAUUUGCCAAUGCUGUGAAAUAUUACUUAGGAAUAAAUAAUUAAAAUCUGUGAAUAAUUAAAAGGAAUAUUAGCCCUUUUGUGAUAGUAAAUCCAUUCCUGACAUAUCGCUGUUUAUAAAGGAGUAUUAAAGUAUCAUGUCUACAACCUUAUAGAAGUUGUGGUAAAUGUUGCCCUGGUGUUUCGUGGUGCUAGACGUAUUAGAUGUACUGUAUUCAAUGAGUAUAAUAUUUUUUGGAUGUGAUUAUUAAAUGACACAUUUUUGAAGUGUGACAUAUCCCUCUAAAUUAAGGGAUGGCUUUUUGAAGUUUCAGUAAUUCAAAAAAUCCAUUUACAGAGAAUAUUUAUGACAUACUUCUGUGCAGCCUGUAGCCUGUGAAUCUGUACUCAUGGAUUUACAAGGCACUAAAUAAAUUAAACUGAAAUUUCUGAAAGCAUUUGGAAUUUUAUGAGGUGUCUGUAUCUACAAACAAUUUCCCUCAGUAUUACAAGCACAUUAUUAGACUUAUUUUAAAGUACUUACGUUUAUAUGGAACUGAUUCUGAGGAGGAGGCUAAAAGGACAACAUCUGAAAAAUGAAUUAACAGUUUCCUCAUAUAAUAUUAAAGUGGACAUUUGUGUCUUUAUGAAAGGUGUCUGUGUGAUACUGAAUCAGUGGGGAGCAGUCUAAAACUACUGUCCAUGUGAAUGGCUUCAUGAAAUUUUUUGUAAUUAAAUUAAUUAAAUAAAAUUACUUACAAAUAACAUAACAGAAAUUUACACUGUUUUCUAACAAUUUUAGAUUGUUCUGAAGUGAUCUUUGUUGUUUUCAGUAUUGACUGCUCUGAUUAGGUUGCACACCCUAGUUGAUAGGCUGACAGCAAAGCUACAAAGUCAUCUAGCAAUUAUAAGAAUUUGUAUGUUACACUUCCAUAUUAAUGUAAAACAUUUCAUUAUUAAGAAUUUUUGUAUUCAGUCUAAUUGAAUUAUUGCAAUGUCUGAUGAAACUGUGACUUGACACUAGUACACCGAAACAUCUGUACCUGAUGUCUUAUGUAAUUAUUUUUUGUGCCAUUUCAUAUAUGUUGUUAAGCAGUAGUGCUUUGCUUUUUUUUUAUAAAAGUGGAUGUAAAAUUUCUGCUGAACUGGAGCCUUGUUUCCUAUGAGUUAACAUGAUCAGAUCUCAAAUUUAUCGUCAUGUCUGUGUGCUAAGAACAUAUUGCGUAAUUGUGAAGUUUUUUGUGAGUUAUUCGGAGUAACAGCUUGUAUAAUAAUCACCACACACUCUCUCUCCUGAAGAAGGUUCAAAACCUAUUAUUUUAGGCUAGCCACCCAGUUAGAUACCUGUAUAAAUGACUUUUCUUACAGGAAGAAUGGCUGCAACCAUAAAAUUGCACUUGUAUGUAUCAACUUAUGUUAUAUAAGUUACGUAUAUUAACACACAUUCUAACUUGGUGAGUCAUAUUGCUGUUAUAAUGUGUUAUGAUGCUUAUUGCUAAUUAUGAAGGUGGAAUAUAAACAUUUUCUAGUGUUCUAUAAUGUGAAAUGUUACAGUAUCAUAUUUUAAAAAUUCUGCUUUGGCUUAAUGCUGUCACUGGUCAUUUCAUUAGGAUAUUUGUGUGAUAACAAUAUUGCUUCAUCUUUUGAUGUCAUGUGUGUAUUAGAUAAUUUUUGUAAACAUGUAACUACCGUAAGGAUAAAUAUGAGACUUCUUAAAUGUAAAAAAGAGCAAGUUAGAAACUGUUUGUAUAUCCUAAAAUAUUGUUCAAGUUGCUGUAUCAGCUGGAUGUUGAAUAACCACUGCCAAUAUGAGAUAAUGUCAGCAUCUGUAAGGAAAAUUGUGUAUUCAGCUUAAUGUUCUUCUGUUUGGAAACUUUUACUAAUUUGCAUAUGGAAAUGGAAACAUUAUCUUGUCCUUUGUGAUUAGUUGCACUACAGUUUAAAUAAUUUCCUUAAAGUAAUAUUAAGAUAGGCCAUGCUGUAUCUCCGUUAACAGAGCUGAUUUAACUCCUUCACUCUUAGGAGCAAUUUGUGUUCUGCGAAGAAUAUUAAUGAUUCAAUGUGUGGGAGUACUAAUCCAAUGAAUUAAGAAGUUUGGACAUGUGUUUCAUCUUCACGUGGUUUUGUAGGUGGCCAUGAAAGUGCAUCAUGAUCCAUCUGUGGGAUUUCUGUUGAACAGCAUGGUCAAAAUUUCUAGUGUCACAAAGCAGAAUUUUAUUUUUGUAAAUUUGUUUGACAUGACAACUGUAAAGAAUCAAAUUUAUACAUUUAUGGUGAUCUAGGGGAAAUACCACAAAUUUGUUUGGCGAACAUCCAAAGUGUUAAGUGGAGAUAGGAUGUUGAGUCUCUGCUGUAAUCGCUUCUGAUGCACCAUUUAUUAUCAUCCUUGUAACUGAUUCACUGUAAUGUAAUAUGUGGAGUUAGACUAGGAAAAAAUAAUCUUACUUUGUAGAUAAUUACUAAACCGCAACAGACAACAGAAAUUGAAUAUUGAGGACUAGCAUGUGAUAAAGAUAUCCACCUUUAGGAAUUAAUAUACAAUUAAUAAAAUCAAUAAUGGUUGUUAAAUGUAAUGUUCUCCUCAUAAGUGGAAGCCUCUGUUUAGCAUUAAGUUACAUUAAUGAAUGGAAGUAAUGGAAAAAUAAAUCAGCACACUUAUUGUUACUUGUAUUUGGUUCCAGUUGCUAAGUUUUUGGUUUGAGUGAUAUCAAAAUGGCUUCACUGAGAGGUGAUUAUUGGUGCAGUGUACUUAAUUCAAAAUUCUCUGCUCAGAUGUGCAAUGUGGGUGGUAGUUUUAAAUUGAGAAGGUGCAGUUGCAAUUGAACACAAGUAUUAAAACAAUUUACUCAAUUGUUAUCUUGAAAUACUCUUAUUUAUACUUAUUUUUUGUCAUAUAGUUCAGAGAUAUCAUAAUAAUAAUGUUUGUGAGAUAUUUGUUGUUUUAUACAGUGAAGUUUAUUUUUAUGUUUGAUAAAUCAGUAUAUGUAUGUGUAAUUGUGACAUUUGUAAAACUAAAAAGUACUGCUGUGGGCAGGUCCCUUGGUCGACUUUUUUCAAGAAGCGAUACUUCACACACAAAAAAGGAAAACUAUUUGUUAAUGAAACAAGCAAAUUUUGAAUCUAUUGUUUUAUAUGUAAAUAGUGACAUAUUUUAUAUUAAAAUGUAAAUGGUACAUA
Zootermopsis nevadensis is the source of this 5133-nucleotide messenger RNA. RefSeq names its product carbohydrate sulfotransferase 11. NCBI's taxonomy places the organism in Eukaryota, Metazoa, Arthropoda, Insecta, Blattodea, Termopsidae. The record is from RefSeq and is a predicted model, not a curated record. Gene Ontology annotation, molecular function: sulfotransferase activity. Gene Ontology annotation, biological process: carbohydrate biosynthetic process. Gene Ontology annotation, cellular component: membrane.